Molecule: messenger RNA, 942 nt
Organism: Mercurialis annua (annual mercury)
Lineage: Eukaryota; Viridiplantae; Streptophyta; Magnoliopsida; Malpighiales; Euphorbiaceae
Exons: 2
Coding region: 1-942 (313 amino acids)
Source: RefSeq, a predicted model, not a curated record
AUGUUAGAAAUACCAAAGUUUGGAAUAGCCCAUGACUUACAUGAAAAGGAAAUGGGUAUAUUUCAUAUGCCUAUUAGUCUUGCAAAAGCCAAAGUUUGUGAUUUGUUUGAAGUUCGUGGUCUCUGUUGGGAUACAGAUUUGGUUAGGGAAGUGUUUGAUAGGGAGGAUGCGGAGCGUAUUUUAGACAUACCUACCAGCUCUCGGAAUGUUGAGGAUGGGUGGCUUUGGAAAUAUGACGCUAAAGGGAAUUUCACUGUUUGCAUCUGUUAUAUAGCAGCUUUUGGCGAAGAAAAUGGGCAUCCUAGCAAGCUUUGGGGGAUGAUUUGGCAGCUAAACAUUCCGUUGGAUAUUCAGAAUUUUCUUUGGCGAGGAUGUAAGGGUUUUCUACAAACCUUGGAAGCUUUAGCAACUCGGAAAGUGUUUGUGCUGAAUCAAUAUGUAGUGUUCCCGAAGCUUGAAGACGAAGGUAGCUUCUUCGGCUGGGUUCUUCGAUGGCUGCCAGUUUUGAAGGCGGGGGAUAAAGCUCUAAUAGCGGUAGUGUGCUGGAAUCUAUGGAUUAACAGAAAUAAUCAUGUUUGGAGGAAUAAGACAGGUUCAGUGGAAUCUAUCUUAGCAGCAACAAGCUCUCAGUUUGCUGCUUGGUAUGUUGCUCACACGUCGGUGGCUCCUCUCCGUUCAAUAGGAAUGGUUGGAGGAGACGGGUGCAUUCAGUGGAGUCCUCCAAAUCAUGGCUUUCUUAAGGCCAAAAUUGAUGCAAUUAAUUUUUCUAGAGGGGCAGGGACAAAUAUAAAAAUUGUUGUGAGAGACUGGAAUGGGAAUGUGGUGAGUUCUCGGCAAGUCCACUUGCUUGGUAGUUUGAGUCCAAGGGCAACGGAGAUUAUCGGCGUUAAGGAAGCGGCGUUAAGGAAGCUCUUAGCUUGCUUAAGGGAUACCCAAACUUGA